Cryptosporidium muris RN66 is the source of this 942-nucleotide messenger RNA. Its product is annotated as RNA recognition motif. family protein. The transcript has a single exon. Gene Ontology annotation, molecular function: mRNA binding. Lineage: Eukaryota; Apicomplexa; Conoidasida; Eucoccidiorida; Cryptosporidiidae. Gene Ontology annotation, cellular component: mRNA cleavage and polyadenylation specificity factor complex. The coding region runs from base 1 to 942 and encodes 313 amino acids. The record is from RefSeq and is a predicted model, not a curated record.
AUGUAUAUUUUUAUAGUUGGGAAUGUGGCAUUUGAUGCUACUGAAGAUGAGCUUAGAGAAGUUAUGAGUGCUGUAGGUCCCGUACUAUCCAUAAGGAUAGUGUAUGACAAAGAUACUGGUUUGAGUCGUGGGUUCUCAUUCUGUGAAUACCGCGAUAUAGAAACCUGUAUAAUGGCUAUAAAGAAUUUAAAUGGAUAUGAACUUCGUGGAAGGGCAAUAAGAGUAGAUUGGACUAGUCCUGAUAUGAGGAGUAGAUAUAACCAUUUAGUCACAUCUAAUGCCCCUAUACCUACUAGUUCAUCAGGUGUGGUAACCAAUCCACCUGGAAUACAAGGUGUAUCUGGCAUUCUAUCUUCCAAUACUCAAAGUACUGACAAUAUGCAUAAUCAAAUUAUAAUACCACCAAAUAAUCAUAAUCAGAAGUCUCAAGAAGACACAUCAGUUAUAUCCUUAGCCCAAAGUCCCAACACUUCUCUUGAUGGGUUAUCUGCAGAAAUUAUCCAGAUAGUACAAAGCAUGACUAUUGGACAAUUAUAUUACUUAUUAGGUCAUAUGCAGAAGCUAAUUAUACAGAAUCCAGAUACUGCAAGGUGUAUCUUACUUGAAAAUCCACAAUUUUGCUAUGCAUUACUACAUGCGCAGUACAUAGUUGGCAUGGUUAAUGAGCCUUUUGUUCCCUUAACACCAGAACAGCUAAGCAAGGCUAAUACUAUAAGGCAGCAAGUUUUAAGUGAAAGAGGAAACCAUAUUUCAGUAGCAAUUAGUGGAACAUCAAAUGACGUAUCUGCACUUAUUGAGGAAAUAAUGAAUAAUCCAAAUCCAGCCCUAGUGCAAGCUCUUGCAUCUAUACAACCAGACCACGUUACUCAAUGGACUAGUGAAGAAAAGGCAAAGAUCUUAGCUAUUCAACAGAUUCUUAGAAAUCGUGGAUUAAUUAGAUAA